AUGCUACAAUUUAAACUGGUUCUUUUGGGCGACUCGUCCGUCGGCAAAUCGUCAAUUGUCCAUCGCUUUGUCAAGGACUCGUUCGAUGAGUUCAGAGAAAGUACGAUAGGAGCAGCAUUCCUGUCACAGACGGUAAAGCUAGAGAAACAUCAGGACGUGACGAUCAAGUUUGAAAUUUGGGAUACUGCGGGCCAGGAGCGCUACAAGUCGCUGGCCCCUAUGUACUACAGAAAUGCGAACGCUGCACUAGUGGUAUACGACGUGACACAACCAGACUCACUGGUAAAAGCCCAGAGUUGGGUAGAAGAAUUGAAACACAAAGUGGGUGACCAAGAUCUCGUUAUAUGUCUGGUGGGCAAUAAGCUGGACUUGUGCGAGACGGACGCCAGCGCCCGACAGGUGGAUGUCGAAGACGCACAGGCAUACUCUAAAGAACAGAAACUUCUUUUCCACGAGGUCAGUGCCAAAACGGGCGCCGGUGUUGGUCAAAUUUUCCAGGAAAUCGGUGAACACGUAUACGAGCGCAAAACGGCCGAAUCUGCAGCGUCGGCCGCGGCUCAAUCUCGCAAAACUCUCAACGUGGAACUUCAGCGGCCCUCCACAAAUGACAGCACUUCCUGUUGUGCUUGA
This is a messenger RNA of Lachancea meyersii CBS 8951, 630 nucleotides long. NCBI's taxonomy places the organism in Eukaryota, Fungi, Ascomycota, Saccharomycetes, Saccharomycetales, Saccharomycetaceae. The record is from the annotation of a GenBank genome assembly.